UAAGAAGCUGCUGUCCUUUUCCCACCCGCUUGUUGCUGCUGGGAAUUCACGUCAAAGGCUGGCUGGAAAUUUGUGACCAACAAUGAGAUCAACCAGCCUUUGGCUUUCUCUUCCCGGAAGAAGGAGAGCAGGUCAGGGAUGUGAUUCCGAACAGGCGGAGGAAGCAGGCAGCCAGCAGCCGGCCAGAUCACUCCUUCCCCGGCCUCUCCAGUAAUCCUUCCCGGAACCUGCUGCAGAAAGAGGCAGGGGCUGCUUCCCUGUCCAGGGAAAAGGAAGGAAGGAGGGAGGGAGGGAGGAAGGAGAGAGAGAGGGGAGAGGGGGAAGUGGAUCAGCAAUAUCCUGACUUCCCAGACAUGUCUGAAGCUUUCAGCCAGCGCCACAUUAAGCAGGAGAGAAACGCUUACACCCCCCCAGUUAGCCCCGUGCCACCAUACAGCAGCUCUGUGCACGGCACUGUUUCCGAGGGCAGACGCAUGGAGGAUGGAACAUACACUCUCCCCAACCACCUCCGCCUGCAGCCUGUGUUUUGGAGUAGAGUGGAUGUGGCACAGUGGCUGAAGUGGGCAGAGCAGGAAUACUCACUGCGGUCGAUGGAGAGCGACAUGUUUGAGAUGAAUGGUAAAGCUCUGUGCCUGCUCACCAAAGAGGACUUCAGGUAUCGCUGCCCACACUCAGGAGAUGUUCUUUACGAGUUACUGCACCACAUCCUGAAGCAGAGGGAAUCUCCUGUCUGGUAUCCACCUUUCCUGCAGCCAGCAAGUACUCCGCACAAUCCACCUGAAAUCAUCCUUCACAACCACCUGGAAGACUUGCUGCACAGAAACAUACGGCCGUCUGAGCAGACCAGCCAUCGGAUUCAGCCUUCGCUGGAGCCACUGCAGCGAUUGCUUCGCUCCCCGGCCGAGAGCCAGCACCGCUUGUCUCCGGAAAUGGACCGGGAAAACUCGCAGAGCCUCCUGCCGCCGUCCGAGAGGAAUCAGACCCCCAGGUCUCAGGCGGAGAACACGCACAGCUCCUCACCGGACAUCGAGCAAAGACUGUCCAUUUCCCCAGUGAGUGAGAACCAUUGUCCAUCAGGCACUGAGAACAUGUUAGAGGCCCACCGGACAAAUGGCUCCCCACAGGACAGCUCCCGCGUCAUCCAGUUAAUAUCCACUUCCAUGAUGAACCCGCUGAUUCUCAACAGUCGGCAGUCAGCUGAGUUCAGACCAAGGAUGACAGAACAGAAUCCACACAAGGAUAAGCCUCUAAAUCUCUCCCGGGAGGAACUGUUAUACAGGAAUCAUCUGAUGGUGCCCAUGCCAGCCCAGGAGGAGCCGUUGACGCCCAUAGGGAGAAUUGCAGACUGCAGGCUGCUCUGGGACUAUGUUUACCAGCUGCUGUCGGACAGCAGGUACGAAGCCUUCAUCCGAUGGGAAGAUCACGAGUCAAAGGUUUUCCGAAUUGUGGAUCCCAAUGGACUUGCAAGGCUGUGGGGAAACCACAAGAACCGAACAAAUAUGACAUAUGAGAAGAUGUCAAGAGCUCUUCGCCAUUACUACAAACUCAACAUCAUCAAGAAAGAGCCCGGCCAGAGGCUCUUGUUUAGGUUUAUGAAAACCCCAGAUGAGAUUGUGAACAGUCGGUCUGACCGCCUGGAACACCUGGAGUGCCAAGAAAUGGAGGAGCCACUGUACCAGGAUGAGGAGUGCUGAGUGCUGUGACUGUGGGAACUCUAACUGGAUAAGGAGAACAAAUUACAGCUGUUGGACUGGCAGUGUCAGAGUGUUGGGAGUGGAGAGUGGCUCUGUGUGGGAGUGCUGGAGACACUGAGGCCCACACUACUCCAGUUUAUUGCUAUAUCUACCCUACACCUGCUGCUUCAUUUACUGUGACAACUAUCAACCUUUUAUUGGACCAAUGACUGGGAUUGACUGAGGAUAAGCUGAGGUUGGUCCUAGAACCUGCUCUCCAUCUUUGCCACCUCCUUGUAGGCCCUGAUAUACUGCCAGGCUUCUACAACACACCAGCUUCUUCAUAGCACCAAUGAGUGUAAGGAGCUGGGAGUGUGGAGUCAGACUGGACUGAAAGGCCUUAUUUGGGGCCUGUGUCUGUGUCAGCCUGUUUGGUGGCAGAGGUGUCUCCUGCUGUCCAAUGCACUAUUACUCUUAAUGAUUAGAACUUGAAUUUGUAGUGAUUUUUUUUAAAAACUGCACAAAUGGAAUCUCUGUCUCUGUCUCUGCCUGAGCUCAUGCUGAGAAUCUACAUUUCUUAUUUGAAAACACACUUUGUAAUGACUCUUUUUAAACAAUGCUACACCUAAAAUUAAAAUGAAAAUGAUUUGGAUGUGGA
Messenger RNA from Carcharodon carcharias (great white shark), 2331 nucleotides. RefSeq names its product transcription factor ETV6-like. Gene Ontology annotation, cellular component: nucleus. The record is from RefSeq and is a predicted model, not a curated record. Gene Ontology annotation, biological process: cell differentiation; regulation of transcription by RNA polymerase II. The transcript has 8 exons. The coding region runs from base 354 to 1694 and encodes 446 amino acids. Gene Ontology annotation, molecular function: sequence-specific DNA binding; DNA-binding transcription factor activity, RNA polymerase II-specific. NCBI's taxonomy places the organism in Eukaryota, Metazoa, Chordata, Chondrichthyes, Lamniformes, Lamnidae.